Parnassius mnemosyne (clouded apollo) is the source of this 1020-nucleotide messenger RNA. Lineage: Eukaryota; Metazoa; Arthropoda; Insecta; Lepidoptera; Papilionidae. The record is from the annotation of a GenBank genome assembly.
AUGAGGCCGCACAUUCGGAAAGCUGUCGCUACCACUGCCUUUUUAAUAAUUCUAAGGCUUGCAAAAAAAAGAAAACAGAAAACUAAACGAGAUUCUUAUACCAGUCUACAGUAUCUAUUUCGUAUAUCAAAACAAAGGAUAUCGGUUAUAGUUCCUGAAGUCUGUGAUGCUAUUAUUGAGGUGUUAAAGGAUUAUGUUAAGAUAACAUCAUCCGAAGAAGAGUGGCUUACCAUAGCGAAAGAGUUUGAGAGCAAAUGGAAUUUCCCACAUGUCAUAGGAGCAAUGGAUGGGAAGCAUGUUAUAUUACAGUCGCCGAUAAAUAGUGCCAAUGAUUAUGACUGUUACAAAAUGUUUCCAAGUAUAGUGCUGUUUGCUUUAGUUGACGCUAACUAUAAAUUUCUGUACGUAGACGUUGGCAGCAAGGGACGUAUAUUAGAUGGCGGUGUGUUUAAAAACACCAAUUUAUAUAAAAAGGUCGAAAAGAAGGAAUUGAAUAUUCCUCCACCAGAAAUAUUACAAAUACCGUAUAAAAUUGCAGUGCCCUAUUUUAUUCUAGGCGAUAAAGCUUUUGCUCUCAAUGAUUACACAUUGAAACCUUAUGAAGGUACUCCAGAAAGAGGUUCAAUAGAAAGGAUUUCCAAUUACAGGCUGUCCAGAGCAAGAAAAGUUGUGGAGAAUGCCUUUGGCAUUUUAAGCUCCGUUUUUAGAGUACUAAGGAAGCCGUUACUAUUAGAACCAGAAAAAGCUACGAAAAUCGUAUUAACUACCAUAUACUUAUAUAACUACUUGCGUAGAGAUCAAGCUUCCUCGCAAAGGUUCACUCCCCCAGGAUCAUUCGAUGCCGAAGUUGAAGGGACAGUUAUACCCGGCCGAUGGCGACAGGAUACAGAAAUCUCAUCAAUGCUAUCUAUUCAAGCCAUACCACGGCGAGGAUCAACAAAUAUAAAAGAAAUACGUCCACAUUUAGGGAGACAUUUCAUAACAAACGGAGCAAUUUCUUGGCAGAAUAAUUAUCAGUAA